UUCGGUCGCUGACGCUACGCAGCGCCUGUACGCGGUGACGUCAGGCUCUCGUGGAUUGGCGCGCUGCCAUCUUUGAUUGUGCGACAGGCCGCGGCGCGAGCGGGGCCCUCUCUCGAGCGCACGAGAAACCGCCCGUUACUGCUCCCCUCACACCGGCGACGUGACCAAAGAGACGUAACGAGAAAGAAAACGAUAGAGAGAGAGGGAGAGAAACGCUUCUCUCUUGUUGGUGGAGGAGGUUUUGUGGGUCGCUAACCGCUCGGCUAGCUGGGACUAGCAUAGCACGAGUUUUUGUAAUCCACAGCCGGCCUCUCACACACACACGCUCAAACACACAAUACAAAGGGCCAGGACACAGACCUUCUGGACGGAAUAAACGAUAUACUUGAAGAGAGAGACGGGACCGGCGGAGAUAGGGGCUGGUUCUGAGGGGUGAGGCCGCAGGACCAGACUCAAUGAGUUUCCAGCGAAAUGUCCGAGAAGUCAGGGCAGAGCACCAAGGCAAAGGAUGGCAAGACCAAGUAUGCAACCCUUAGCCUCUUCAACACGUACAAGGGCAAGUCUCUGGAGACCCAGAAAACUGCAGUUGCUGCCAGACAUGGGCUCCAAAGUUUGGGCAAAGUUGCGGUCAGUCGGCGCAUGCCCCCUCCGGCUAACCUGCCCAGCUUAAAAGCUGAGAACAAAGGCAACGAUCCCAACGUUAGCAUCGUACCCAAGGAUGGCAGCGGAUGGGCCUCCAGACAGGAUCAACCAGGAGACGAACGGCAGCAGGAGACCCCUCCACCACAACCCAAGCCAACUGUACCCCAGACCUCUGAUGCCCCUCUGGGAGGCAGCCGCUCCUGGGCCAACAGCAAACAGUCUGGGCAGCUGGAUGGAGCUCCUCGGAUGAGCAGUCAGUUCCAUCAGGAGUUUCCGAGUCUGCAGGCGGCAGGUGAGGCGGAGAAAUCAGGCGAUCAGGAAGAUGAACCCUACGGGCCGGGCCCCAGCCUCAGGCCUCAGAAUGUGGGUAGCUGGCGGGAAGGUGGAGGCAGGAACUUAAACGUUGCUCCCAGCCCCUCAGAGACUGAUGGUAAGCCCUCUGAGGAGUCAGGCGUGGGUCGAGGCACACCAUCUCCCUCGGGGGACUCUGAUGAGGCAGGGAAACCCUCUGCUGGGGAGGGCAAAGAAAGGAGAGAUGCCAGAGACAGGCUCCCACCUACUGCCACUCAGCAUAAACUCAAUGGUGGCCAGCAAACAGCGAAAGGAAUGUCAUCUCAGUUCCAAGCUGCCCAGUUCAGGAGCAUGAUGCCGCCGUAUAUGUUCAAUGCUUACCCUCGAGGGCCCUUUCCUCCUGUACAAAGCAGCUUUAGAUACCCUGGACAACAGGAGAUGUCUAAGGGUCCACGGUCUGGUGGAAGACCCUCCCAGCCUCCUUCUCAGUCAUGGUUGCAGGAUCCAGACAGGCCAUCAAUUGUUAGUGCCACUGAACUUAAAGAGCUAGACAAUCUAGACACUGAUGCUGAUGAGGGUUGGGCAGGUGCUCAAAUGGAAGUUGACUAUACUGAGAAACUGAACUUUAGUGAUGAUGAGGAGAACCAUUCUGCUAAGGAGAAAGGCAAUAACUGGCAGUGGAUGACUAAAGUUGAUCGCAUGAGGUCAAGAAAUGCUGAUGUUCAGGAGGGAUGGAAGGAAGGAGAAGAGGAGAGGCGUGACAGCAAGAGCUCAUGGGCAGAAAGUGGAGGCCUCAGGGCUCCCUCACCUGGCAAUAUUGUCCAUUAUAGCAAGAUCUUUCCUCCACAAGACCAACAGGGCCAAACUGUUGGACGUUCUGUGGGAAGUGGUGGCCCCCGUGUUACAAAGCUACCCAGUACAGCACCCCCUGCUGGUGAGGAGGAAACGGAAGCGUGGCGACAGAAACGGAAGAAGCAGUCAGAGCUUUCGGAAGCAGUAGAACGUGCUCGCAGACGGCGUGAGGAGGAGGAACGUCGCAUGGAAGAACAGAGACUUGCUGCAUGCAAAGAGAAACUAAAACAACUGGAGGAGAAACGACGGCCUUCGACUACAGAAACUACUAAACCAACUACGCAAGCCCAUGGUGAUCACCAGGAAGUGACUGAAACUGUGCCUAAACCACCUGCUGAAACUCCACCCCCUCAGCCUCAACCACCACCUUCCCCUGCACAGCAACCCUGCCCUCCCAUGCCAACCCAUGAAAGGACAAAGCCCACUGUGGAGGAGGUGCUACAAUUUGUUUCCCGACAACCUAGCCCUACUGUCCACAGGACUGCCCCAGAACCCCAAAGCAAGGUUGAUACUGCUGUAACAGAGGAGGUGCAUGGACAGGUGGAGAGACAACCAAUGAGAGACUACUUCAGUGCUGAGGAGCCCAGAGUUGAGGAGCCUCAGUUGUCUUUAUCCAGACUCGAUCAUUCUGUCAGCGAAGAUGCACCUCUUCCAACUAAACUGGAAAAUGAGGGAGACACUGGGACUGCUGUUCGCUCUUCUGUCACCUCUGGAUAUUCAAAACAGUUCCAGAAGUCUUUACCACCCAGGUUCCUUAGACAACAGGAACAGCUUAAACAACAACAGUGGCAACAGCAGCAGCAGGGUGGAGGGGGUCCAGUCUCUCCCUCAGGGGGUUCAGUUCCCCCUCAGCACAGAUCCUUAUACCAACCUCUCGGCCCCCACCACCAACACCUUGCCUCAAUGGGCUUUGACCCACGCUGGCUAAUGAUGCAGUCUUACAUGGAUCCUCGUAUGAUGUCUGGGCGGCCACCAAUAGACAUGCCUCCUAUGCACCCCGGGAGAAUGCCUCCUAAACAACUGGUACGACGAGAGCCCACAGACAACAGCAGCUCUGGAUCAGACACUUUUGAUCAUCUGACCCGACCAAUCAGAGAACACAGAGUUCCUAGUGAGCCUCGGAUGGUCUGGGGUUCUGACCCAUAUCCCUCAACAGAGCCCCUGCCCUCUUCUGCAACCAUUAAAGGGCGUGAAGAUGGCAAGGAGACAAGAUUGGAUGCUGGUCUGGAGCUGGAUAGAGGUCUAUCAGGUGUCUACCCUCGGGACCAUAGCCCACUUGAGCCCCGGGGCAAGAGCAACUUCUUCAGGGAUUCAUCUGAAACCUUGUCGUCUUUUAGUCAUGUCUCGGAAGAGGUUCCAUGUCUCCUACAGACUGACCGAGCACCAGUCAUCCCUUCUUUUGAACCCGAGGAGGCUAACCUCUCUGGUGCAGAUGAGGUUGAAGCCAUUGGACAGGCUGUAUUGAAACGGAGUAUCUCUCAAGGCUCCAGUCACUCUCUGAAACUGGAAGAGCCCAGAUUUGAAGGACUUACCAUAGCACAGAAAACCCUGGACUUCCCUGAUACUGUGGAAAGACAAGAGGACAAGUCCAGAAAGGAGCCUUUUGGACAAGGGUCUGUGAUCAACAGCCGUUCCACUCCUCCUGUGGCUAAUGAUGGUAUGCACAAAACCGACAAGCUUACUUUACCUGCACCCAGCAAGCAGAAGUCAGAGAUGCGCUGGGGUUCCCGUGGAUCCGGAUCUGGAAGGAGAGAGGGUCCUGGAGGGGAGCGGCCAGUGAGGAGAUCUGGACCUAUUAAGAAACCCGUGUUGAGAGACAUGAAGGAAGAGAGGGAACAGAGAAGAGAGAAAGAAGAGAAGCACGAACGAUGGGAGCGAUCCAGAAAAGAGGGUGCUGCUCCCAAAGGUGUUACUUCAGCUGCUGUAGCAGCGUCUGAUGGACCGAAGCCCUCUGGUGAUGGUAAGAAAGUUGUGGUAGAACCUGAAGUGGGAGUAACAACUGGUGGAACAAAGUCCAGAGAUCUGCAGACAACUGUAUGUCCUACAGCUGCAUGUCUUACUGAGGAUAAACCAGACAAGCCUCCAUCUAAUGACAAACGUCCUGAACCCAAACUACCAUCUCGCAAAGAGUCCAACCUCCCUACCAGAGCUUACCGCAGAGACGAGAGGGAGCGAGACAGAGAAAGAGACCGAGAGAGGGAAAGAGAUGUGGAAAGAGAGCAGGACUGGCCUUCUGAUUUUAAAGGCCGUGGUCGGGGAGAGUACUAUUCCCGUGGCCGAAGUUACAGAGGCAGCUAUGGUGGGAGGGGCAGAGGUAGCCGUGGUCGGAGUCGAGGGGACUACCCAUACAGAGAGCCACGGUCACGCUUGGACUUGCCAUUAAAUGCCACAGGGACAGCUAGUUUCCGCUGCAGAGAAGAGAGUGAAACCCGUAGCGAGAGCUCAGAUUUUGAAGUCUUGCCUAAGCGCAGACGCAGACGAGGCUCUGACACAGACUCUGAAAGUGAAGGCAGAGAAUCUGCCAGUGACACUGGAGCAUCAGAUCGUGAGCCCAGCUCCAAACCGAGCAGACCGCUCCGUUGCGAGCUGCCGGAAUCUCGCUCCUCUAAAUCUGCCUCUGGAUUUGCAGCCGGAAAUCUUUCUGAAAAACCUGGGUCUCGAGAUGAGGAUGGACGACCCAAACCGGGUUUUCUGUUAAAGGGUGAGGCCACACGCCGAGGCAAGGGAGGAUUUCACAGCAGGCGAGGUGGUGGCAGGGAACGAGGUGGCCACAGAUCUGCUCCUUUCCGUCGGGCCCCUGUAAAAGAGGCCUCACAGUGGCCCUCGAAGCCCAUGGAGACCUUUUGGCCAGAGGAAGCAGAGACCUCGCGCACUGAUGGCACCCCCUCUGAAAGACGGCACACCAAAUAUGACAACAAGAAGAUCGGAGAGGGAGGACAAAACAUACGGGAGAGGCCCCGGAGACCAAGGGCAGCCCGUCCUCCCAGACAGGACAAGCCCCCACGAUUUCGGAGGCUUAAAGAACGUGAAGCAGCAGUGUUUGCUGUGGAAGCUAUUCCUGGUGUGCCAGUACCUACAUCGGUCUCCCCAACGCUGUCCAAAGUUCCUGGAACGCUGGUCACUUUGCCUGAGGGAGUGGCUGAUACCAGUACAGCACCUGCUCUCACUCCUGAUGUAACGCCCCCUGAGCUUCCUGUCACAGAGACAGUUGUUCCUGAAAUGGGAGCCACCACUGUAGUUGCUGCUGGCAGCAAAUCACCUGACUUGUCCAAUCAGAACUCUUCUGACCAGGCCAAUGAGGAGUGGGAGACAGCCUCUGAGAGUAGCGACUUCAACGAAAGAAGAGAGCGAGAGGACAAGAAGCAACUUGAAGCAGCCGUGACUUACACCAUUACUACUUCCUCCUCUAUGCCCACACAGAUCUCUGGAGGACAGAGCAAAUCACCCACAGAAAGUGUGGCAAUCCCUAAACGGGAGAUAGCCUUGGUAGCCAAGAGGAGCUUCUCUAGCCAGCGGCCUGUGGAUCGACAGAACCGCAGAGGAAAUAGCGGGCCUAAAACGGGUCGAGGGUACCCUGCAGGCAAGAGCGAGAGAAGGGGAGGAUCUGGAGCCAAAUCGGGACGCAGGGGUGCUGCUGCUCAGAAUGCAGAGGCUGGUCAGGCCAGUACGGGUCAGAAAGUUGGGAAAGACCCAGCGCCCAGUCGCCGGAAAGAGGAAGCAAAACAAGCUGUCAAAAAACCCAAAGAGAAAGAAAAUGCUUUGUCUCAGUUUGAUCUCAACAAUUAUGCCAGUGUAGUGAUCAUUGACGACCACCCAGAGGUCACGACACUGGAGGACCCUCAGUCAAACACGAACGAUGAUGGGUUCACUGAGGUUGUUUCACGGAAGCAGCAGAAACGUUUGCAGGAUGAGGAACGAAGGAAGAAAGAAGAGCAGACUGCACAGAACUGGAGUAAAAAGGGCUCUGGUGAGAAGGGCAGGGGAGGUGGCGGUUCUAAACUCCCUCCGCGAUUUGCCAAAAAGCAGCAGCAACAGCAGCAGCAACCAUCAGCUCCAGCUCCACAGACCCAGUCUGUCCCUCAACCACAGCCAGCUAUCUCUGUGUCGCAGCACAACCUGCCUGCCUCUAACCAGAGUACUAGCUCACCCCAGCCUCUUGAGGGUGCUGUGGCACCUCUGGCCCCCUCACCUGUAGACUUCGCUGCCAAGAGUCAAACGCACAACACCCUGGGUACAGAACUAUGGGAGAACAAGGUGGCUGGCUCCACUGUUCUCUCUGAUGUCAAAAAACUUGGACCUAUCAGCCCUCCCCAGCCUCCAUCUGUCAGUGCUUGGAACAAACCCCUUACUUCAUUUACUGGGGCCGUUACACCUGAGGGUGUGAAAAUGGGAACAGAAAGUGGGGUUGAGCUGGGCAUGGACAGCAUCCAGUUUGGUGCCCCGUCUUCAGCAGGAAGCACUGACAGUGACGGAGUGCCCGCCCUGCUAGAGAAAACCUCUGAUAAUAAACUACCCGAACCCAAAGAGCAAAGACAAAAACAGCCUCGUGCUGGACCUGUCAAACCUCAGAAGUUACCUGACAUCCCCCCUCCAGAGCACAAGGAAUAUAAACCUGGUCCCAUUGGUAAAGAGCGUUCGCUCAAGAACCGUAAGGCUGCCAAAGAUGUGCGUCAGUCCGAUGGAGAGGUCCUGGAUAAAAAUGGAACUAGAGGCAGCCGAGACAGAGACUCCAGCUCACCCACUAAAGACAAAGUUCCUGAGCUGGGUGGAGACAUUGAGGGCAUGAUUACUGCUCCAUCAGCUGAAUACUCCAGCAUCUCUAAGGAAUCAGUGACUGACUACACAAUCCCAUCUUCCUCAUUAGCUGACAACGUCCCCACUGCAGGGACCAAGAUAGAGGAGAGCCUUGUGGCACCUGUGGCGCUCCCGCACCCAUUGCCUAUUCAGCGAAGAGAAGCCCUGCAGCAGAGCUCCAGCCUUGCCACAGUCUCUCCUGCUACUGUUGACCUCACACUUAAAAUGGAAUCUGCGCGUAAGGCUUGGGAGAACUCGCCUAGUCUUGUGGAAAAGAGCUCUCCUGUCACCUCCUCUGCCUCCCCCAUCACCAGUGGAGGAGGAGCAGGCAGUGCCUCCUUCAACUCCUUCUCUAGUGCUUCAGUGCCUCAGAUACCUGUGGCCUCGGUCACCCCCAGCACCUCCCUGUCUGGAUCUGCAACCUACACAACAUCCUCUCUCAGCACGAAGAGCACAUCAGCCUCUGACCCUCCCAACAUCUGUAAGGUGAAGCCCCAGCAGCUGCAGAGUUCAGGAAUGUCCAGCACUAACUUCUCCCAGCUGGGCUGUGCGCCUUCUCUGUUACCGCAGCAACAGACCCCACAGGUGUUCGUAUCCCAGUCUGCAGCAGGUAAAUAUUUUUCUCCUACAGGUGACUUCCCGGGCUCCGUAGCUUUGUGUUUCACCACCUACUGUUUGAGGAUGUGUGAGAUGGAUCUGAAGCUCUUCAGUUGUGGAAUGGAUCUGAAGCCUGGAACUCCACCUGUCAGCGCCAGAAGCACUACCCCCACUUCUAGCCCUUAUAGGGUGAGCUCCACAAGCCCCAGUAGUCAGUCUAGCAGGAUGAACAGCAUGCUGUAUCCCAAACAGUUCCAGUCGGGAUCUGCAGGAAUGCGCAUUGCCCAGCACUUCCCAGGACCAUUCAACCCACAGAUGCUGUCUCAGACUAACAUGGUGUCUCCAUUGGUGCGUCAACCCCAUGCAAACUCAUUUCCUGGAGGGGUACAGCGUUCACCCAUGGGUCCACCCAUGUCCCCUAAUCUGAGUGGGGGUCUGAUGCCCCAUCCUAGACCCCAGCAUCCUCCACGUGGACCUUCUGGUCCCUCAUUUGCACCCCGUGGCACACAGGCUGCUCUGAAAGCAGAACAGGACCUUAAGGCUAAACAAAGAGCAGAGGUAUUACAGUCUACCCACAAGUUCUUCUCUGAGCAACAACAGCUCAAGGCUCCAGUCAGCAAGCAAACCCGUAUAGAAGGAGCAGGCAAACCCACUGACAUCAUCACUUCAAAUCACCAGGGGGCGCCAUCAGACCGCGCAGAGUCUGACAAAUCUGCAACAACCAAACCCAUCCGGACGGGUCCGAUCAAACCACAGGCCAUCAAACCAGAAGAGAGCAAAUAGUCGUUACUGCUUCAGGAAGGACAGAUGGAUGGAAGGAUGGACUGAGAGGCCGAGUGCCAGGGGAGGGGGGGCGACGUCCUACAGCACCUGAAAGUGGUAGAGAAGUAUAGGGAAGUAGAGUGAUGGAGGUUAGUUUUAUGAGGUGCUGUGCAUUUCCCUCACACUUACUGUGCCUGUUUUCCUCAUCCUUUUAUCAGUCCAUCCAUUCUCUCCUCCGCUGUGGUUGGCAUUACAGAGAAAUCGCCCCUCCAUUGUGUGAACUGUACAUCCUCAGUGAACAAUGAAGGUAGACAUCAACAUGAGUUACACAUGCUGCUGAGAAUGCCAUUUUUAUAGCAAUUUGAUUUACUUUUCACUUUCUCGUUUCCUCGUGUAGAGAAACGCAUUUUAGGCAGGCAAAUGUCUCCUUUUUUUGAUUGAAGAUAUUUUCCCCCCAUAAUCUUAUUUUUUUUUCUGUCUUUAUGUUCUCAAGCAAUGUUUCAGUUAUGGCGAUAAAGAUACAAUGAAAAGUCUACACACACACUCGCGCAUACCUUUUAUCGUGUGUAUGUGUACACCUCUCUCAACAUUACCUGCACUCACAACUUGCUUUGACUUCAACCAUGUGUAUUGGCCUUAACAAUACAUAGAACAUUAUUUCAGCUGAUUAGGAAUUGAUUACCGAUGUAUCCGAUUAAUUUAUCGAUUGCAGUCUCCACUGUGAGCCUUCCCUCUUGCCUUCUCCGUAGUCUCAAGAAUCGAAGAUUGUGUGUUUGCGUGUGUGCGCAAAAUACCCUUGAAUCUUUAGCCAAAGUUUAGGCAUCAAGAGACCUGAAUCCUUUUAAGAUGAAUAUAUAUGAUUUUGACAAAGACGGCUCAGCUUGGUCAACAGAUAGUAGAAUUAUGAUGGAUUUAGUUUUUGUAAACGGUUCCUCCAGACCCAGGCCUAUGUUUGAUGUGUCCUAAGCUUAAGCCCCUCCACUUUUCUGUGAAUGAGGACAGAUGUAGACAUGCCCACUUCUAUAACUCCAGUCUUUUACCUUCCAGCCUCUUCACACAGCUCCCAACCAUGCUGCUGACCAGCUUUGACUCUCCUGACCAAUCACUGCAGAGGAGGGGUGGGGUUUGGGUUGGGGUCAGUGGUCAAGCAAUUUAGGUUCAGUGCUAAAGAGCGUAGCUGCAAUUUUAGAAAAGAAACGUCGAGUGUGAGGCUGCCAGACUCAAUGGGGGGUUUGGGGCAAAAGUGGUAAGUCUCGAACAGAGAUUACCACAUGUUUUGGACUACUCUGUUAUGGUGACCACAGACCUGAGUAUAUAAGGUCUUUCUCCAAACCACUCCUCUUGGGUUGCUAUUGCAAAGAAGGGGCCUGCAGUUGAACAAGGGUUUCAGUACGGCCCCCCAUUUCUUGUUUAGUAGGAAUGAGAAACUACAAAGAGAAGGGGAGGAGAGGGAAUUUUUUUUUUUUCUUUUCUUUUCUUUUGAUUUCUGUUUUUGUUUUACUUGUACAGGGGUUAAAUUACUGUAUUAAAAUAUGUAAGGUCUUAUUUACAUUCUCCUGGUUUGGUUACAGAAACUAAUAAAAUAAUAUGCUGUAAAAA
Sinocyclocheilus anshuiensis is the source of this 9537-nucleotide messenger RNA. RefSeq names its product protein PRRC2C-like. Gene Ontology annotation, biological process: cell differentiation. The coding region runs from base 472 to 7959 and encodes 2495 amino acids. Lineage: Eukaryota; Metazoa; Chordata; Actinopteri; Cypriniformes; Cyprinidae. The record is from RefSeq and is a predicted model, not a curated record. The transcript has 30 exons.